GCAGCAGCUGGCGACGCUGCUUCGCCAUCGCUUCAGCGAGACGAGAGGUGACCACGACCGAGGGGCCAAACUGCAAGGAUCACGGGGAAAAGUUUGUUCGGGAGCAAUAGGAAUAGCUGUUCCACCUGUUGGUGUCGCAGAAGGUGAAGGGGACCCUGACCAAAUUACAAGUUGUACGAAAGAAGAGAAACAACUUCCAGCGUUGAGUGGGCUAGAUCUUCUACCCUGCUGCAGCGACGAUCAGCACGAGGACGAGGUCGACAAACAGGCCAGAGGCGAAAUCACGCGCCAAGAGGGGCGUCGCUCCUCGUCAAGAGGUGAAAGCAAUAAACAUGCUGUGAGACCGUCGAAACAUCACACGGCCACUGUUGAUGCCGAGACGCAGCGUCUCCGCGAGGAGAACGCAAGUACGCGACAGGAGCUUGACCGAAUGCUCGCUGAGUGUGAGCGGCGCAUCGAACAAGCCACCGAGGACGGACGGCGCGCCGGCACAGAAGCCUGCGAAGCCGUGGUCGUGUCGCACAAAGUACUGCUAGCGCAGGCGACGGAGGAGCUUGAGGCCGUUAAGGCGAAGCUGGUUGCCGAAGAGGGCGACCGGCGGCUCCAGGCACAGGAG
Molecule: messenger RNA, 616 nt
Organism: Amoebophrya sp. A120
Lineage: Eukaryota; Dinophyceae; Syndiniales; Amoebophryaceae
Source: the annotation of a GenBank genome assembly